AUGACCAUCACCACGGAGAUGACGCCGGAGUCGAUUCCCGGCACGGUCCACUUGGUCGACUUGGACCAUACGAUGCGGACACGGCAUGCAGACGCUGGUCUCGGUGAUAUUGUGCUCGUGCCUACGCCCUCGAACGACCCCAACGAUCCCCUGAACUGGUCACCUCGACGGAAGAUGCUUUCAAGUAUCUGCUCGAACACUUAUACAUGGUUCUCAGGAAUGGCUGUCUCAACUGUCUACAGCGUGCUCGUCCCUCUCUCGCAGGCGAGUGGAGUCUCUGUUUCGGCCUUGAAUCAGGGAACUGGCUACAUGUUCCUGUUCUUGGGCUGGGGGUUGCUUUUCUGGCAACCAUUCGCUCUGCGCUACGGGAAGCGCUUAGCAUAUCUGAUCUCUGUUCUUGGAUCACUUGGUACUGUUAUCUGGAGCGCCUAUGUUACAAGCAAUGGUGAAUGGAUUGCCAAAUGCAUCGUUCAAGGUUUCUUCAAUGCCCCAAUCGAGGCUCUUCCCGAAGUCUCCGUCACCGAUGUGUAUUUUACGCACCAGCGCGGCACCUACAUGGGCAUCUACGCUUUCACGCUCGCCGGCAGCAACUACUUCACUCCCGUGCUGUGCGGUUUUAUUGCUGAUGGCCAGGGAUGGCGCUGGGUCUUCUAUUGGCCUGCGAUCUUCCUCGCCUUUGUCUUUGUCUUCCUCUUCUUCUUCAUGGAAGAAACCAAUUACAGCAGGAAGACCGUUGGUCUGGUCGCAGAAAUCGAGACGCCCCCGUCGGAGCCUGCAAUGGAGAAAGACUCGGAGAAGAACCCGGCUGCCGUGCUUUCGACCCCUGCGACAGCGUACGCACCUCCAAAAACCUUCGUCCAAAAGCUGUCAAUCUGGAAACCUGAGCCCGGCCAGCCGAUGGUCCAGCGCGCGAUCCGCAGCUUGAAAUACCUAGCGUGGCCCGUCAUCUUCUAUUCUGGCUUCUCCUACGGGUCUUAUCUGAUCUGGUUCAAUGUCUUGAAUGCCACGGCGUCAAUUAUCCUCGGUGGACCCCCUUACAACUUCUCGCCGUCAAUGGUCGGCCUGUCGUAUCUUUCCUGCACUCUCGGCGUGAUUCUAGGUUGUCUUAUUUCCGGCCGACUGAGCGACUGGCUGACCAUCAAGCUUGCCCGGCGCAACAAGGGGAUCAUGGAAGCCGAGCACCGUCUAUGGCCAUUCUUGCUCUGCGUCAUUUUCGUUCCGGGUUCGCUCAUCCUUUGGGGAGUGGGGGCAGCUCACGGCGUUCACUGGUUCGGCCUCAUCUUCGCAAUGGGCACGUUGGCCUUUGCCACGACGUUCGGCGUCACCCUCAGCAUCAACUAUAUGAUUGAUAGCUACCACGAGAUUUCGGGCGAUGCGAUGACCACCGUCAUUCUCGUCCGGAACACCAUGUCGUUUGCAAUCAGCUAUGGCAUUACCCCCUGGUUGACGGACCUUGGCUACCAGAACUGCUUCAUCUCUGCAGCGUUUGUCGGCAUGGCGGCCUCGUCCGUCUUCUUCGUAAUGAUCAUGUUUGGCAAGAGGUUCCGCGUUGGGAGUGCCGCGAAGUACUGGAGAUUGGUCGCUGCGGACAAGGCAAAGUAUGGUGAGCACUGA
Molecule: messenger RNA, 1614 nt
Organism: Cladophialophora yegresii CBS 114405
Lineage: Eukaryota; Fungi; Ascomycota; Eurotiomycetes; Chaetothyriales; Herpotrichiellaceae
Product: serine/threonine kinase 16
Exons: 7
Coding region: 1-1614 (537 amino acids)
Biological process (GO): transmembrane transport
Molecular function (GO): transmembrane transporter activity
Source: RefSeq, a predicted model, not a curated record